Molecule: messenger RNA, 3528 nt
Organism: Spirometra erinaceieuropaei
Lineage: Eukaryota; Metazoa; Platyhelminthes; Cestoda; Diphyllobothriidea; Diphyllobothriidae
Source: the annotation of a GenBank genome assembly
AUGUCCGCCGCCAUCCUCCUCUCUGGUAGGGUUUGCAUAUGCAUGACACGAUUACCUUUCAGGUUUCCGUUAGCAGUGGGGACUCUAGAGCAAAACUAUCGGGAGGCCUCUCUCCUACCUAUACCGAUAAGCGUUUAACUCGCUUAUAUAUUCGCAUUAGAUGACACCCCUGGGAUGAGCAUGUCCGGCGUAAAAGAUGUCGACGUGUGAGCUCUAAGUCCCACAGUGGACAGUGAAAAUACAAAUGGCAGCUGUGAAGGAGAUGGUAAUGAGCCUCGACAAACAAGAAUUAAACAAUGAGGCCCUGAGUCUAGACGUUCAACGUCUGACGGCAUCCUCCGCACUAACGGCAGCAAACGAAGGCCCAGUUCAACAACAGAUCUCUAAUAGCAAUGAAAGCCGACUCUAAGUUAGACUGUCGGCAUUCGCUAAUUGCUGCUAUUUGAUUGGCUCUCGCGGCCCAGGGGCCUGGCGUCGUUAACGGCGCUGAUGACUGCUCGCUUGAUUAUUGGCAAAUCGAUCAGAUAACGCGCUUGCUUUCGCGCGAGCGCUCUGUCGGGCCAUUUCCUGCUCGCCCACGUUGCUGCGCGCAUGCGGUUUCUGCUCUCGCGUUGUCCAUUGACCCUGCACAUAUUCUCUGUUUCCAUAACCCUGUUUUCUUGUUUUAUCGUAGAUGCUGACGAAGAUAUCGAAGCGAACAAUCAGAAGACGUGUUCAGCGUGGUCUUCGCGCACGUUUUCAAGCAACUGCAGAGAAUAUGAGGAAAAGGUAUCCGUCCGACUCAGCGUCAUCCUCGUGGAAUAGUACCUUAUCCUCCAAUUCCUACACCCACACGGAGACUUGUUCUUCUGACGAAGAAGCUUGUUUCCCUUAAACGGCUCCGUACACUAAGCUAGAUGAAUCUACACGAGAGACAGUGAGUUUUUACAUAGACUUGACUCUCCUAAUCAUAUUGUCCUGCUGGGUUGCAGAUUGCUAUGUCCAGCAGCGAGGGAAAAAGUAGAAGGAAGCAGCCGAAACGAUCGGCCAAAAAUCCGUAUGAAAAGGAGGGGGUUUGGACCUUCCCCGUACUCUCCUCGUCUUCAGUAGGACUGUGAUUUGAAUAACAUUUCCUCCAUUUCAGAAGUCGGAUACGGAUCACAGCGACUCCAGUGCGACCAGGAACUUAGACGGGUCUCCACACGCAGGUAUUUGUCAUCUCAACUGACCUGUUUGCCCUAGGCAUGAGAAGAAGGUAUCGAAAGCGUCGACGCGACACCUCGCCAUCAAGGCGCAGGAAGAAUACUUUGAAAGUCUGUCUGCGCUGGAUCAUGGAAAAUUUGGUCCAUACGGCAAAGACCGUAGAAGACAUGAAAAUUAAAUUAGAUAUCCUCUACGACAGCCGCCAGGGACAUGGAUGUUUUUGCGGGUCAACACCCACUCCAGCACGUCAUGGGCCCCUGUUCCAGCGGAUGGCUACCCUGGCGGAGCUGGAUGACUUUACAACCGCUAUAAUGUAUACGAAGUUCAGACAGCAAGCGGUAAAUAUACCCUGUAAUUCAACAUUUCUUACUAGAUUUCUUACCUCACGGAUAACGGAGGGGACACUAUUUCCGCCUUCGCGGAUAGAACGUUCAAUAUCCUGUUUGAUGACAGGAUAAUCCUACACCUAACUUUCUACGGCCGGCCCCAGGAGAAGAGGGCUUUCUAUGGAUUCAAACCGUACGGUUUGGUUGUCGGCACAUCAUUCAAUUUCGUUCUAUAACGCAUAUGUCAUGUAACAACAUAGAUGCUUUCAGUGUGGGACGCUGCGCGCAAUUGCGACUAGCACCAACUAGAAAAGGCUUGUUCAAUGUUUCACUUGACACUACAAUUAGUAUCCUCUUCUUCGAUUUCAGACGACGAAAGAAACCAGUCAUCCCCUGACCCGGCCGGUCCCUCAACACAGCCCUAAAUUAGGCCAAUUGUACAUACAGCUUUAAACGGCUUUUUCGCCAUUUGUUUUCGCUCUUUAAGAGAAUAAUACUUUAAAUAAUUCUUUUCGAUAAAAAGCUAUUUUAAAUAAAAAAAACAGCCUUCCUUAUGUCCUGUUUAAGAAAAACCAAAAUUUCGGUGAUGGGGGGGCGAGUGACCAAAAAAAGCGAUAUGCGGACGUGCUUCAGAGUGCUGAAAAGUAAUUGGUCGAACAUUUUUCUCCAGAGCUGCGGCGGAUUCUGGGACCUAUCUAGAGUCUUACUUUUGCGAAAUUAUUUUUGAUGAAACCUCCAGCCACUAAAAGAUCCGGAGUAUGUCAUUGAAAGAGUCGGCCAAGUGAGAAGUUAGCAUAUGAUUACUAACUUUGAGUCUCUUCAGCUCGCUCAAAUUUUACAUGGUUAGUGAGUUUAUUAGUUAGUUUAUUUAGCUAGUUAAUUGUUAGUCAGUUAGUUUAGUUAGGCAGUUUGUCAGUUAGUCUAGUUAGUUAGUCAGUUAGUUAGUCGGUAUAGCUAGUUUAUUAGCAUUAGAUGAGAUGGUACCGACAAAGACAAGGGAAGGGCAUUUGGUUAUUUAGUGAGUUUAGUUUAGUUUGGUUUGUUAAUUAGCUAAUUAAUUUAGUUAGUUCGCUAUUAGUCAGAUAGUUUGGUUAGUUAAUUUAGUUAGUUUGGUUAGUUAGUUAGUUAGUUAGUUAGCUGGUUAGUUAGUUAGAGGGUUAGUAUGGUUGGUUACCAGUCAUUCGUCGGUUAGUUAGUCUAUACAGCUAGUUAGUUACUUAGUGAGUUUGGUUUAGUUUAGUUUGGUUUGUUAGUUAGCUAAUUAGUUUAGUUAGUAAGUUGUUAGUCAGUUAGUUUAGUUAGUUUGGUUAGUUAGUUAAUUAGUUGGUUAGUUGGUUAGAGGGUUAGUAUGGUUAGUAAACAGUCGUUCGCUCUUAAAUUCUCACAUAUCUCACACAAAAUUUAUGUUUCUUUAUGGCUUUUGGCUUCCAGUGGUCCGUCAUCCGGUUAGACAUGGCGAUAUGUAUGUGCCUAUCGACAUUACCAAUAUUAGCAGUGAAUUGCAUGGGAAACGGUCGAUAUUAACGGCUGUAAAUUGGCAAUGGCAUUGUUCAAAGGCAAUUUACCAUCGCAUUUACCCUCCGAUAGCCAUAUUCCUUUGCUUUUUAAUCAUGCUGCAUUUUGCCGUUUAUUUGUUUUAGCUAACCAAGGCCAUUUUCGUCUGUUUACGUUUUGGUUUUUUGGGUUGCGCGCUCGAUUAGAUUCGUCCACAUGUGGCUUUAGGUAACGCAUCGCGAUGGGGGGGGCGAAAAUACGAGCGAUUAGAAAACGCGAUAUGCGCACGGGUUUCAGAGUGCUGAAUAGUGAUUGGUCGAACAUUUUCAUGCGAGCAACGACGGCUUCUGGGACUAUUCUUCAGCUUAAAUCUUGUAAAAUUAUGCUUGAGUACAAUGUCCUGGGGACUUGUUAAAGGUGUAACGACCGAUUGUUUUAAACGGACCUUUUUUACUUCCCGCCCGCCCUUUUCAGAGUUUGGGUCACGUGGAUUGGAGCCGACGCCUGUCGACGCGCCCUCCGCUAA